AUGUUUAACAACGAUCAAGGUUGUGGUAGUGGUGACAUUCUUGAUCCUGGCUUGCUCAUCACCACGACCAACACCAGCAGCAAUAUCAAUACUUGCUUGUCACGGAAAUAUGCUAGGCUCUGGCGGCGAACCAUUACUGUUACCGUUUUGAUCUCUCUCAAUAAAACCAAUUCCCCUGAAGAAGAUUUAUUACACUCGCCGACAUCAUCUUCGCCUCUUAUUACUCACCAGACGAACUCAAAUUCUUUGGAGCAAGAAGACACAAACACCCACAACUCGGGUCAUGAGAAUGGCGUAGUAGACUUCGUCUUAAAAACCUACAACAGUUUUUCUCGAAGGUCUUUCAAGAAUCAAGAUGGUUCAGCUUCAACCUCAUCUUAUGCUCCUGUGCCAGCAUCACCUACAGCUGAUCAAGGAUUGGGGAGAAACUUGUCUACUCAAUCCAGGCAUGCCAUUGACAUUCCAUCUGAUUCUGAGGUGGAAGAAAAAAGUGAACAGCAGAAACGUUGUGACUAUGUUGUUCAAAUUGUAAAAGAAAGGAACCUCGACUCACUCAAGGCAUUCGGUGGUGUUCAAGAAGUCGCUUCUGCCUUUGGUUCACACUUGGAGAACGGAAAGGGUGAUGUUCAAGGACCCGAAGAAUGGUACGAUGACAACGCCAUUCCUGCGAAAGGUUUCCUCUACUUCUUCUCAAAGGCUAGCAUCAGUUUAACCAAUCUUCUCCUAUUAGUAUCAGCUGCCUUAUCGUUCGCCACUGGGAUCAUGAAGCAAGGGGCUAAGUAUGGGUGGCACGAUGGGGUUGCUAUACUUGCUGCAGUUUCCCUGCUAGUCACUGUACCAUCGGUGGGUAACUUUUGCCGAGCUAGAAAGCUGGAGAAGUUGUGUAAGGAGAAAAACAAAUUGAAAGUAGAAGUUGUAAGAAGUGGAAAGGGACAAUUCAUUACGGUAUCCAAUCUCGUAGCAGGUGAUAUUGUGCAUUUGAAGGAGGGAGAUCAAAUUCCGGCUGAUGGUUUGGUUGUGAGAAGUAAUGGGUUAGUACUGGAUGAUGUACUAAACCCUAAAAUUGAUGGUGACCAUAACCCUUUCCUCUUCUAUGGCUCAAGGGUAAAGCAGGGGAAUGGUGCCAUGCUUGUAACAUCUGUUGGUUACAAUCGGACAUUAGCUAAGCUGAUGAGAUUGGUGAUCUCCGAACCCGAUGAGAAGCCGUUGCUUGAAGCUAGGAUAGAAAAGCCAAGUACUUUCAUGGAAAAUCUUUCCCUUUUUGUCUCUCUACUUAUUGCUCUUGUGGCACUUAUACGCUUGUUGCACGAGAAGCAUGAUGGAGGAGAUGAUGGACUUCCUGAACUAAAGGGCAACGUUAGAUUGAGCAGGCUGAUAAAGAUGUUUGGGAAAUUUUUGUUGGUACCUCAAGGAAAGAUUCGCGUUCUCGCAAGUGCUCUUGCUGUGGCAGUUAUAGCAAUACAGCACGGCAUGCCUUUUGCGAUUACAAACUCCCUCUAUUAUUGGAAUGAGAAGCUGAAGAGAAGUCAGGCUAAACCUCAGAAUUUAUCUGCAUGUGCCACAAUUGGAUUGGGAAUGGUCACAGUUUUAUGCAUCGAUGCAACUGGUGGGCUGGUUUGUAAUGAUAUGGAGGUGAACAAAUUUUGGAUUGGUGAAAAUGAUUUGAGCGAUGAUGUGGACUUUGAGAUUGACCAAGCUGUUUUUCAAUCUCUAAAGCGAGGUAUCGGAGCAUCUGUUCUUGUGCCUGGGACGUCAGUUAGCCCAUCCAAUAACUCGUUUGUUUCUUGGGCAGAGUUAAGAUGGAAUUCCGAUGUGGAGUUUCUGGAUCGAAAUAUUUCCCUUCUUCAGUAUAAAGUUUUGAGCUCUGGCAAAAAAGGUUGUGGGAUGUUGUUGCAGAAUAAUGGUGAUGAAAAAAAUAGUCUGCAUAUGCACUGGAGCGGAGCUGCAUCAACCAUACUGGAUAUGUGCUCACACUACUAUGAUAGUAAGGGGAACAGUCAUGCAAUCAGUGUUGAGAAAAGUAAAUUUCAGAAAGUGAUUAAAGAUAUGGAAGAUGGUGGUCUUAGGCCUGUUGCAUUUGCUUGCAGGCAAACAGAUGUCGAAGAAAUAAGAGAUGAUGGGUUGCAUUUGUUGGCAUUAGCUGGUCUAAAAUAUUCAUGUCCGGAAGAGAUUAAGUUGGAAGUAAAAGCUCUUAGAAUGGCUGGUGUAAGGAUUGUAUUGUUGUCAGAGGAGGAACUUUCAGCAGUAAAAGCCAUAGGUUGUGAACUCGGAAUCCUUAGGCCUGAGGCAAAUGAUGUGGCACUUGACGGUGAACAGAUUAGAGAUCUGGAUCCCUCUCAAAGGGCUGAAAAAAUAAAUUAUCGAACAACUGUGAUAGGAAAUUGCCUUCCUGAGGACAAAUUUCUUGUGGUUCAGUCUAUGCAACAAAAAGGUCAAAUAGUUGCAUUCUUUGGAGGGUCAUCAAGCAAUGACACUCCAGCUUUAAAACAAGCCGAUGUAGGGAUCACUGAUGAUAGUAAGGGCACUACAUUAGCCACAGAGAGUGCUGAUAUUGUAAUCAAAGGUAUCAAUUCAUUACAUCCAGCUGUGAAGUUAGGUAGAUGUGCUUACCACAACAUUCAAAAGUUCACUCAACUUCAGAUGACUGUCAGCGUUUCUGGCUUACUGAUAACCUUUGUUACGACAAUGAGUAUAGGAGUAUCUCCAAUAUCAACACUUCAGUUGAUUUGGGUGACUUGUAUAGUGUGUCUUCUAGGUAGUCGAAUGAUGGUGAUGGAGUUACAGUCCGAGGAACUACUCAAAAAUCCACCAGGUCAGAGGACCGAGUCACUGCUUACCAAAGUAGCGUGGAAGAACAUAGUAAUUCAAGUUCUAUGCCAGGCUUUUGUUGUGCUGAUCUUUCAAUUUAUGGGGCAAGGUAUACCCAGCCUGAACCAAGAUACUCUGAAACCAAUGAUCUUCAAUACUUUCACUCUAUGCCAGGUCUUUGACCAGCUGAAUGCCAUGGGCCUAAUAAAGAAGAAAGUGCAUGCAGUUGUCGUAAGAAACUAUAAAUUUUUGGUGGCUUUUGGGACUGUACUUGUUCUGCAAGUGGUGGUGGUUGAAUUUAUGACAAGUCUAGCCGGCUGUGAGAAGUUGAAUGGUGUGGAAUGGGGUGUCUGUUUCAUUUUAGCUGCUAUAUCAUGGGGCCUUCAUUGUGCUGUAAACAACAUAUUACAUUCCCUUUUAAAUAGGCGCUACAGGUCAGGGUUUCCAAGUAGGCAGCAUUGGCACAACUUAUUGCGGUUGAUCAUUCCCAAUCCAAUGUUCGUCAUUUUGUCCAUAACGUAUCAUCAGAAUGUUAUCUAA
Mangifera indica (mango) is the source of this 3348-nucleotide messenger RNA. RefSeq names its product calcium-transporting ATPase 12, plasma membrane-type-like. Gene Ontology annotation, molecular function: nucleotide binding; P-type calcium transporter activity. Gene Ontology annotation, cellular component: intracellular membrane-bounded organelle. Lineage: Eukaryota; Viridiplantae; Streptophyta; Magnoliopsida; Sapindales; Anacardiaceae. The transcript has a single exon. Bases 1 to 3348 code for a protein of 1115 amino acids. The record is from RefSeq and is a predicted model, not a curated record.